AUGGCGCUUGCCAUGGCACUGGCGUGGGUAGUUUCCUGGGACCCAGGGGCAGGCAGGCAGGCGCAAGUGCAGGCGUCUGCUGUCGCCCAGAACCCCGACUUCAACCCCGUCAACAAGCCCAGCCCGAACGAGCAGAUCCCCGCUGGUUCGACUUACAAGAUUGAGUGGACCGCCCCUGCCAAGUUCGCUGGUGUCACCAUCAAGAUCGCUCUCAUCGGUGGCGAGACCCAGCAGACCCAGGUCCCUCUCCUCGACAUUGCCUCCGGCAUUCCCAACUCGGCUCUCUCGUACGAGUGGAAGGUCCCCGCCGACAUUGGCGGCAAGAAGUUCUACGGCCUCGUCCUGACUUCGGAGGCCAACGCCGCCGACUGGCAGUUCUCCAACCCCUUCGUCAUCACCGCCGGCUCGGGCUCGGGCUCCAAGGCCCCUACCUACGGCGCUGGCAGCAGCACCGUCGUUGUCACCACCUCUGUUGCACCGCCAUCGUCACCCUGUCCGCCGUUCCCACGACCUCUGUGGCCGCCCGCCGGCGGUUCCCGUGCCACCACCCACACCACCCUCGUCGUGGCCUCGACCACCGCCCCCGUCAUUGUGCAGCCCACCGAGUCUGCCCCCGUCACGGUUCCCCAGAACGGUGCCGGCCAGGCCAAGGCCAGCGUCUUCGCCGUUCUCGGCGGUGUCGCCCUUGCCGCCCUCCUGUAA
Messenger RNA from Verticillium alfalfae VaMs.102, 702 nucleotides. RefSeq lists its product as hypothetical. The record is from RefSeq and is a predicted model, not a curated record. The coding region runs from base 1 to 702 and encodes 233 amino acids. The transcript has 4 exons. NCBI's taxonomy places the organism in Eukaryota, Fungi, Ascomycota, Sordariomycetes, Glomerellales, Plectosphaerellaceae.